GAGCUUCAAGGUCAGUCAACGGAUGUGAGACUAAAAUGGACAGCACCCAAGGUACCAAGGUUUUGCCGGCUGAAGAGGGAAGAAAUGAGGAAGAUGGAGGACAGGUGGAGUCGGCAUUGGGAGCCACAGCCGCAAGGGGUAGAGGAAAAGAAGCAUUAAAUGGAGAGAGUCCCGCCGCUGCUGGCACUGCAGGCCUUGUAGAGGAAGACAGGAACAAGGAAGAUGGUGGCACCAAGGGAGGUGAGAAGAAUGAGCAGGAAGUGAGGGAGCAGAUUCCUGAGCAUGUUGAAGGAGAGAGUGACCAGGCUGAAGCGCCAAGGCAGGUGCCACGACGUCGAUUGCACCAUAGAUUCACCCAGUGGCAGCUGGACGAACUGGAGAGAAUUUUCCGGAUGAAUUAUUUUCUCAGUCUAGAAGCAAGAAAACAACUGGCCCGAUGGAUGGGUGUGAAUGAAGCCAUAGUGAAGAGAUGGUUUCAGAAGAGGAGAGAACAAUACAGGUGGUAUAAGAGGCUAUAAGGUCUCAGAGGUUCUCCUCCUGCUUCUCAGAACAUCUUUCAUGAAGACUGUGGAGGAACCCUGCAGUGCAAA
Molecule: messenger RNA, 590 nt
Organism: Mus musculus (house mouse)
Lineage: Eukaryota; Metazoa; Chordata; Mammalia; Rodentia; Muridae
Gene: Rhox3g
Product: reproductive homeobox 3G
Exons: 4
Coding region: 36-518 (160 amino acids)
Cellular component (GO): nucleus
Molecular function (GO): DNA binding
Source: RefSeq, marked reviewed